This is a messenger RNA of Mesocestoides corti, 702 nucleotides long. Lineage: Eukaryota; Metazoa; Platyhelminthes; Cestoda; Cyclophyllidea; Mesocestoididae. The record is from the annotation of a GenBank genome assembly.
AUGACGGAUUUUGUGUGCGUCUUGGAAGCGAGAGCCAUACACCUCGAUUUCCACAAGGCCACGAAGCGGUGCUCUUUGUCGACUAGUUUUGACGGCUUGUGGACAACCAACUGCCUCCACGCCGGACGAAAACGCCCAACUCUCCAACUUUGCGCGUCUCAACUGAGUUACUCCCUUGACACAUUCAAAUAUAUAACCAUGCCUACCAUCUCAGAGCAGCGCCAGGGCAAGAACGCCUAUAACUCAACAUUUCCUCGUGUUUCGGAUGUGUCAUCGUGGAUCAAGUUUGAGGAGGAGGUAGAGGAGAGCGCGGAUCGAUGGUCAAAGCCCCACGUGGCCAUCCAGCCCCUAAUGUCCGUCUUUGAGGUGCGCAAUUGCCUGGCGAAAGCCGUGAUGCUGCUGGACCUCGAGGCUACGUCUCUUGAACAAGUCGCCGAACGUCGACGUACGUCCCGCAACCUUCGUUGCUGUUCGAAAAAGACGUCAGCUGUUAGUCCUUCGAAGAUCAGCUGUUUACGAUUCGGUGUUGUAGAAAUAAUGCAACGCUUGCACUGCACUCCACCCAUUGGCAUAGUUGAAUCCGCUUCUUUUUUCAUCCGCAUAACGCAGCACGUACCCUUCCUGGUGCCCAGGCUCUGUCGAGAGUUUGCCUGCACUGCAAGCAGUUUUUUUCCCUCGUAUUUCGCUUCAGCAACUGCCUAG